Molecule: messenger RNA, 3928 nt
Organism: Entelurus aequoreus (snake pipefish)
Lineage: Eukaryota; Metazoa; Chordata; Actinopteri; Syngnathiformes; Syngnathidae
Product: apoptosis-inducing factor 3
Exons: 21
Coding region: 426-2288 (620 amino acids)
Biological process (GO): execution phase of apoptosis
Cellular component (GO): cytoplasm; mitochondrion
Molecular function (GO): 2 iron, 2 sulfur cluster binding; oxidoreductase activity, acting on NAD(P)H; flavin adenine dinucleotide binding
Source: RefSeq, a predicted model, not a curated record
ACGACCGGUGGGCUCAGUCUGCCACUGCUGCUGGAGUGGGGGGGCGGGGGGGCCCUCACACACACACACACACACACACACACACACACACACACACACACACACACACACACACACACACACACACACACACACACACACACACGCACACACACUCCACAGCCUGUGCUGCAUCAGGACGGACACACGGACUAGGGAUACUCUAGUGGAGAAGAAGAUAGUUGUGCCAUUAUGUUAAAAUGUUGUGCAUUGGACUUCUCCCUGCAUCUGCUUCAUGACCACGGCUCUUUUUGGCUAUGAGGAAGUAUUGAUGUGUACGAUGUCCAGCGUAGACCUGCAGGGUCACAUACCUCCACUUCUGUGACAUUACUACACCCGAGGAGUUAGAGUCCUCUUCCUCGUUGUCCUUCCAUCCCAGGCCCACCAUGGGAGGAUGCUUCUCCAAACCCAAACCAGUUGAAGUCAAAGUGGAACUAUCUCUGCUGGAAAAGGAAAAAGAGGUGGACGGCCUGUCACCUAAUGGCAAGGCGAGUCCCUUUGCGGACUGCAGGCCAAACGGGGCCCUGGGGCACAGCUCGGACGACGACUCCACCCCUCUCCAAGCGUACCACAAAUCACGGGACUACGUGGAGGCCUCCGUCUGCCAUGUCAAAGAUCUGGAAAAUGGACAGAUGCGAGAAGUUGACUUGGGAAGCGGCAGAGCCUUGUUGAUUAAACAACACGGCGAGUUCUCAGCAUUGGGCCACAAGUGUCCACACUACGGCGCACCUCUGGUCAAAGGUGUGCUGUCAAAGGGACACGUGCGUUGUCCCUGGCACGGCGCAUGUUUUAACAUCGCAACAGGCGAUAUAGAGGACUUCCCCGGUCUGGACUGCCUGCCCACCUUCCAGGUCAGAGUUGAAAAGGACAAGGUCAUCAUCCGGGCAAACAAGCAGGCUCUUCAGUCACAGAAAAGGUCGAAGGCCAUGGCCCGAUGUUCAGCAGUCAUUAACUCGAACACAUGCUUCACUCAUGUUCUAAUUAUUGGAUCAGGUCCAGCAGGUCUGGUGUGUGCGGAGACGCUGAGGCAAGAGGGCUUCACAGACCGCAUCGUCAUGUGCACCAUGGACAGACAUCCUCCUUAUGACAGGCCUAAACUGAGUAAGUCCCUAGAUAGCACAGCGGAACAGCUGAGGUUACGUUCCAUGGACUUUCUGCAGGACCAUGACAUUGAACUGCUCACAGAAAAGGAGGUGGUGGCAUUAGAUGUGAAGAUGCGCUGUGUGACCUUUGAGGACGGACUGAGGAUGGAAUACAGAAAACUCUUCAUCGCCACAGGAAACAAGCCCAAAGCUCUGAACUACAAUGGCAAAGAUGUCAGGAAUGUGUUUCAUGUUCGGACACCUGAGGACGCUAACAGCAUAGCCAGGCUGGCCAACAACAAAAACGCUGUGAUUGUAGGAACUUCUUUCGUUGGUAUGGAGGUGGCUGCAGCUCUGACAGACAAGGCCCACUCCGUCUCCAUCAUUGGGGUCGAGACAGUCCCGUUUAAAAAAGCUCUAGGGGAGAAAGUAGGGAAAGCCAUAAUGAAGCUCUUUGAAGUUAACAGAGUGAAGUUCUACAUGCUGAAUGAGGUGUCAGAGAUGAUUGGCCAUCAUGGACAGGGCUAUUCAACUGCCGGCCCGGGGGCCAAAUCCAGCCCAGAAACGACAUCAUUCCAGCCCCAGCUAAAGGAGGUGGUACUGAAGAGUGGCAAAGUCCUGCGAGCAGAUGUGUGCGUAGUUGGAGCAGGAUGUGUUCCUGCAACAAGUUUCUUGAAACAGAGCGGCGUUCACAUGGACUCAAAGGGCUUCAUCACUGUAAACAAGAUGAUGCAGACAAAUGUGGACAGUGUCUUUGCUGGGGGAGAUGUGGUGACCUUUCCUUUUCAACCACGCAACAACAAGAAGGUCAACAUCCCUCACUGGCAAAUGGCUCAUGUGCACGGAAGAGUAGCAGCUCUCAGCAUGAUGGGCAGAGUCACUGAGAUGAAAACGGUGCCUUACUUCUGGUCAGCCAUGUUUGGAAAGACCAUACGAUAUGCUGGUUAUGGUGACGGAUUUGAUGAUGUCAUCAUCCAAGGCGACCUGGAUGAAUUGAGAUUUGUCGCAUUUUACACCAGGGGAGAGGAGGUGGUUGCGGUCGCCAGCAUGAACUAUGAUCCCAUUGUGUCCCGAGUGGUUGAGGUCUUAGGAUCCGGAAAGACGAUUAAGAAACGAGAUGUGGAGACUGGAGACAUUUCCUGGUUGAUUGACAAGGGCUCCCAAUGACUUCACAUGUGCAGAGACCAGACGUGCACUCGACGUUUGGACACUAAAUGGUGCUGACACACAGGGCAGCUAUCCCGGUCCGCGGACUUUGACUGUUCAAGACAUUAAAACAUGUCGCUGACUGACUCUCUGACGUGAGAGAGAUUUUAGUCAGCAGGACGUCUUUGACCCAGGUUGUCAUGUUUCAUGACAAUAGUGGAUUCAGCUGCAAGAUGCCAUUUACAUGUUGCCACGGAUGGGCCUUGAUUAUUUUUUAUUAAUAAUACUGUAUAUAGCUUUAAUCCUGGAUGCACUGUAACUUAAUAGAAACAUAUUAUUUGAGAAGAUCCUUUUUUAUAUAGUAGAAAGAUGGCGUUCUUGUAUGGGGGUUAAUUUGUCUCUUUAUUACCAAAGCUUUUUUUUGACAAUGAAUUUAUGUCACUGAAUUUUUUGCGUUUGUGUGAACUGAAUUUUUUUGUACAUCAAAUUAUGCAGACAAUUUCAUUGAAUAAAAGUGUGAGCAAAAUGUGUAUUUAAAAAUUCAGUCUAUAUAAAUUGAAAAUUUAGUGCAAAAAGAUUCAGUGCAGGAAUAUUUGUUGCUUCAAAAUUCAAGACUCACUUCCGGUAAAUUAAGACUGAAGCAAUCGAUGUUGUAUCAGAACCAGCCAAUGAGGUGCCCAGGUAGUUGUUCACAUAGUGCGUAGAGCUGCAUAAACUUCUUCUUUGCCUUCGCAAGACCCGUGUCACAUGACUGCAAAUUUGACACCCCAUUGGCUGGUUCUAAUACACGACCGAUCGCUUCAAUUUUAAUUUAUCGGAAGUGGGUUGUGAAUUAUGAAUAUUUCUGCACUGAAAUUUUAUAAACACUGUAUUUCUACAAAAUUGAUUUUUAAACAAUAAUGCAUUUUGCUCACAUUUUUUCUUCAAUUGAAUACUCAGCAAUAUUUGAAGAGAUGGAUGUAAAAAAAAAUCAUUUCACAAAAUUCGAUCGCAUAAAAUUCAGUUACAUACAGUACAUUCAGUGUCAAAAAAAGCUUUGGUAAUAAAGACACAAAUUAACCUCCAUAUUUUUGUAUGAAGGCCUUAUAUUUGCAUGACACAUCUUUGUUUUUGCCUAGAAAUGCUCACAAGACACUUUAUUAAGUACACAUGCGUCCAAUAAAAGAUGUCAAAAAUAGCAGUGAAUCUCUAUGCAGGUGUACCUAAUGUUGUGGCUUAUGAGUGUAUGUCAAACACACACACACACACACACAUGCAGCUUUAAAGUGUACUAAAUAACCUUUAAAACAUUUAAAUAUACCUCUUUUUAUUGGCCGUCUUGCUAGUAGUUUGCACAAAUCAAGUUUGAUUCCUUUGAUUCCAUAUUAAUGCUUGCCUUCAACAUCAACACAAAAUGAUGACAUAAUGAAUGAUGCCAAUUGCUGGUAGCUGUCUCCUCCAUGGGGAUGUUUUUGUUACUAACUCAGGGAACUGAGGUUCGUAGCCUGCAUGGUUACCCUGUACUUCUCAAAAAGAAAAGAAUUUCUUGCUUUAAUAUAUUUUUUAUCAAAUUACUACUUCUUGGGUUCUGUCUGUAUAAACGAGAGGCAUUGGUGAUGUACGAUAGUCAAGUGUUCUUUCUACAAAGUCGGAGGGCUUUUUUAACUACAACUUUGAAAUAA